This is a messenger RNA of Cucurbita maxima (winter squash), 958 nucleotides long. RefSeq names its product transmembrane protein 230-like. Gene Ontology annotation, cellular component: endomembrane system. Bases 255 to 605 code for a protein of 116 amino acids. NCBI's taxonomy places the organism in Eukaryota, Viridiplantae, Streptophyta, Magnoliopsida, Cucurbitales, Cucurbitaceae. The transcript is spliced from 3 exons. The record is from RefSeq and is a predicted model, not a curated record.
UUAUUUUUUUUUAUUUUAUUUCAUUUUUAUUUUGUCAAACACAUCUUCUUCGCUAUUGAAUCAAGGACACGACGACGACGACUUUCUGGACCUCCAGCCUCCGGUGAGAUUUUAAGAACUUCUACUUGACGGAAUUUCUGAGAUUUUACGAUCCAUUCUGCAUCAUCUUCUUCUGUUGUGCCUGAUUCUAUUUUUUGUUCCAGGUGGCUCCAUUGUGUUGAAUUUUGAAGACUGCAUUCUUGAUAUUUCCUGUCAUGGCUUCGAGACGGAAUGUUCGUUACAGCUCCCUUUCUACUGAUGAUAAUGAUCUCGAUUUAGAUGGAAAUCAAUUUGACCCUCGCUUUUACUAUACACCAAAAGCUUUUGACAAGAUCCCAUGGAAAUCCAUCGCUCUUGCUAUAUUCCUGUUAUUUCUUGGAUCAUUUCUUCUCUUUCUUUCGUACUUCGUAUUGACUGGUCAUAUGGCAGGAGAGAAAUCACAAGCUUAUGGUCUUUUAGCGUUGGGGUUUCUUACCUUCCUCCCAGGCUUUUAUGAGACUAGGAUUGCAUAUUAUGCAUGGAGGGGUGCUAAUGGAUAUCGCUUUGCAUCGAUUCCCGAUUACUAGGUGUUCAUAUCGUGGUGGUGUAUGCUUGUCUCAUCUCUCUUUCAACGUAAAACUAUCAUAUAAAGUCAGAAACUGGUUUGUACAGAAUCACGUCUCUUGAGUUUGUAAUGUAUUCAUCUCUUGUUCCUCUUUCAUAGGCUGUUUAGGGUUAGGAAAAUGAUUAAUGUUGUAGCUUUAGCUCAUUUACUUGACGAGUCCUGUAGUUCGAGUGAGAUUUAUCCAUGAUUAACUGUGUGGAUCAAGGUUUUUAUGUAGGAUUUGAAGUUUUAUGGAUUACAUUGUGGAGAAGAAAACAUUGUUUCAUGACAAGGGACUACUACAUGAAUCUUUAGUUGCAGCUGAUGCAGCUUUUG